Coprinopsis cinerea okayama7#130 is the source of this 1728-nucleotide messenger RNA. RefSeq lists its product as hypothetical. The coding region runs from base 1 to 1728 and encodes 575 amino acids. The transcript has 2 exons. The record is from RefSeq and is a predicted model, not a curated record. NCBI's taxonomy places the organism in Eukaryota, Fungi, Basidiomycota, Agaricomycetes, Agaricales, Psathyrellaceae. Gene Ontology annotation, molecular function: protein binding.
AUGGCUGACCAACCCGACUCGGGUGUCCCCAAUUUGCCAAGCCAACCUCAUCAUCUUGGCGCCUUGCCCAUUGACCGGGAGGGGCUGAGCUAUUGCGCAGUGCCCACAUUACCAGCGGCCACCAGGGGUUCUACACUGGAAGCAAAGCGCCAGCAGAUAGACGAGCAAAUUUCAGCUCUAGAGGACCAAGUCGUUCGAGUCAAGGAGGAGAUUUUGAAGCUGAAGAGUCAGCGUAACGACCUCAGCCCCAUCGCUCAUCUUCCAAACGAACUACUAUGCAAAGUCUUCUCUGAUGUCAAGGACGUCUACGAAACCCAUUAUCCGUUAGCUCCAACUCGCUGGGCUCGCAUCAGUCGCGUUUGUCGUCGCUGGAGGAACGCUGCCCUCAGCAACGCAUCCUUAUGGACAACCAUCACAGACGACGACCCGGAACGACUUCGCGCCUUCAUGGCAAGGUCAAAGGGAACUUCUUUGAAUAUCACCCUCAAGGGCAAAGCCCUACCCCCCGAUGUCGAUAGAAUGAUGCAGCAAUCAUUAUCCGACACCCACCGACUAGCCUCACUCGUCAUCCAAAGCGAUAUUUAUGACCUGCGGCACAGAACCAGCGGGCUUGGUCCUGCGCCCAAACUCCACACCCUUUCACUUCGAAACGUAUCGAAGCACCCAGACGAACUGGGGAACAUUUUGCGAGAAGGUGCACCGCUCCUUCGCAAUCUCCAACUGGACUGUUGUAGGAUUCCUUGGACGUCCCCCCUCUUCAAUGGAUUAACGACGCUCAAGUUAAAAUCCGAGACAGACUCCACAUGGGACGUAGCUGGCGUUCUAGACGCAUUCGCCAGGAUUCCAGCACUGGAAUUCCUGGAUUGGGGCGUUCACUUCCGCACGGGGACCCUUCCAGUUCCAGACGAACGGCUUGUCCGUUUCCGUCACCUCAAGCACCUGUCCCUUAGCGGCCAACUUUCCAUCUGCCUCGAGUUUUUGGCCCACAUCGCCAUUCCUGAAACAGCAUCCGCUCGCAUUGAGAGUUCGGAAGACGGAACCCUUCCACAGUCCGGUGCCAUUCUCCCCCAACGGCUCCUUGAAGCGACGCCCACGACUCCGCUGUCCCAGGCCGUCCGAGUCCAAGAUCAGUACCAAGCGGUCUCUAUCGAAGUUAUUGGAUCCUCCAAAAUCCGUGUCGAGCAUUGGCCGACACUCUCCAUGACCAAAUCCAGCAGACUGGUAUAUGUCCUGUCGGGCUGGGGAACACACGGACCCCGUUCGUUCUGCGGCAUGUCUCUGGGCGCUGUACAAUAUCUGUACUUGUCCUAUGGAGAGCUACGUAGAGAUGCAGAUGCCGUAGAACAAGCGUUCGAAAUGAUGCCAGCUGUAGAACAAGUGGUUCUCUCUCGAGCGGCAGGCGGGCGGUUUGUAAAAGCUCUCAAACACAACCCCUCCCUGUUCCCGACACUCACCUUUCUUUCAUUCCACGACGUAACGUUUUUCGAAACUCCGAAAUCGCGCUCCUGCACCUGCUCUAAGCGCUCUGCGACCGGGUUUUCCGACCUGGUGGCCCUGCUUCCACGGCCUGGCCUAGAGAAGCUGUCGUUUAGGCGGUGUGCGAAUCUGACAAAGGAUCAUAUAGAGAUUCUUAGUGCGUUCGAUGUAGAGGUUGAAUGGGAUGCCAUCGAGCAGAAUGUUGACAGAAAAUGUCAAUCUACAUGUAUAUCCCAAAUCCGUCGCCGUUGA